UGACAAAUAAAUUUCAUGAGAUUGGGCUUACUCAUUAUCGUAGGGAUGGGGAUAAAAAGAUCCUGACUUCAUGGGGUAAUGACUGUUGGGUUGGGGUGCUGAGAGAGAACUACAACACGUCAGUGUGGGGACAGGGAUAACAGGAAAUCUGUCAUUUUUUACACACAGAUUUUAUUUUUUCCUUGGAUCUGUCUUUUUGCAUAACUUAGGAUUAGGAAUACCUUUGUGUGUAUAUUAUACAUCCUGGAAAAUGACCAAAGAUACGAUUGGAGAGACAAGAACAAGAAGUUGUGCGUCCCCACAACCCCCAAACAGCCUGAUGUUGGACAAGACCAAUAACAACGUGUCGCCCACAGAAGGGGGUAGACUUUCCAACGCAACCAACAGGCAGAAAAGAAACAGAAAGAGAAGAACAGAAAACAUCCCUAUCCGGCGGUUUGAAGAUAUUUACUAUCCUACAGGAGAAGUACUGGGAGAGGGGGCCUAUGCAACAGUGACAUCUUAUGAACACCAUCUGACACAUAAAGAAUAUGCAGUCAAGGUAAUUGACAAAAAACUUGGCAAGCCACGCCACAAAGUUUUUAAAGAAAUUGAAAUCUUCCAUCACUGUCAAGGACAUGAAAAUAUUUUACAACUUAUUGAGUACUUCGAGGAGGAAGAAAUGUUUUAUUUAGUUUUUGAAAAAAUGGAAGGAGGCACUUUGUUAGAAAAUAUUGAAAGAAGAGGAUAUCUGACAGAACAAGAAGCAAGUGAAGUUGUCAGAGAUAUUGCAAAAGCUUUAGAUUUUCUCCACAAAAAAGGCAUUGCUCAUCGGGAUCUCAAGCCUGAAAAUAUAUUAUGUGAAAAAGAGGGAGAGGUUGUCCCGAUAAGAAUCUGUGAUUUUGAUCUUGGCAGUGGAAUAAAGGUGGACGGGGAGUUUUCACCUGUCACCACACCUGAACUCCAGACUCCAGUUGGUUCUGCAGAGUACAUGGCACCUGAGGUCGUGGACACCUGGGUGAGCGAUGAGGCAACACCUUAUGACAAGCGAUGUGACCUAUGGAGUCUGGGUAUCAUAACGUACAUCAUGUUGUGUGGCUACCCACCUUUCUAUGGUAGUUGUGGUACAGACUGUGGCUGGGAGAGAGGAGAGGCGUGCCAAGCUUGUCAGGAUAUGCUUUUCAAAAGAAUCCAAGACUCGGUGUACGACUUCCCAGAGAAUGAGUGGAGCAAUGUGUCUGAGGCGGCUAAGGACCUGAUCCGUCAUUUACUGGUCAGGGACCCAUUUUCUCGUUACACUGCUGCCCAGGUGUUGGAGCACCCAUGGCUGAUCAAGGAACAGCGCCAGGUGCCUUUAGAAACUCCAAAAGUUUUAACAAGAAACAAUAGCACCAAGAACCUGGAGGCAUUUGCAGAAAGUGCUGUAUCUUUCAAUCGGCUCAUGUUGCAGCAUAUGGCCAUCUCAGAGACGAAACCCCCCACAUUUUACUGUGGCAGCAGCAGAGAGAACUCCACAAGCAGCAACUCUACCAGCACAGGGGAACCUCAGCGCGCCAUGUUCCAGAUUGGGGAAGAGGACGAAGACGAGAAUUUAAGUAGCGACUCAGGAUCCGUGUUCGGGAGCAUAGAACUGACUGACUCAAAAUGCAAAAAAUCCUUGUCUGAGGAGAAAGUUGUUCCAAAGCUAAAGAGUGGACUCUCUCCCCCCGGGACCUCAAAACUUGCCUUAAGACGUGCAAUGCAACACACACAGCUCGGAAGCAUCAGUGACCCUGCGAACACUAGUGUAAAUACUGUGAAAACAAUUGAAGUAUCUCAGGGCUAGAAGUGUAUGACAUCAGCAGGUUCUGCCUGCUAUCAGUAGAUAUACAAGCUGAAAAUCCACCAACAGGAAACUGUUUUAUAAGUCUGUGAAAUGUGUAUUUUUGAAUGUAUAGAUGGGGCUUUGUUGCAAGAUAAGCACAUUUGAUCUAAUUAUCUGAGAUCCAAGAAAAAAAUAUGUAUAUAUCCAGCUGUGAUGUUUGCUAAGCAUUUGGAUCAGGAGGUUAUCAUAGCUUAUGAUGUACAUAGUCAGAGGCUUGGAAUGAUAUUUAGGUUCUGACCAUUUGGCUGGUGCUGCUGAUGGCUACCUCAGUUAUAUUGACCAGCAUUGACUUUGCAGGGGUAGCGCUAGCAAUUUUUGUCACUUAGCCAAAUCACCUCUUUUUUGUCAAUUUGUUAUCAAAAUGGUUAUAAUUU
This is a messenger RNA of Lingula anatina, 2217 nucleotides long. RefSeq names its product MAP kinase-interacting serine/threonine-protein kinase 1. The record is from RefSeq and is a predicted model, not a curated record. Gene Ontology annotation, biological process: protein phosphorylation. NCBI's taxonomy places the organism in Eukaryota, Metazoa, Brachiopoda, Lingulata, Lingulida, Lingulidae. Gene Ontology annotation, molecular function: ATP binding; protein kinase activity.